Cynoglossus semilaevis (tongue sole) is the source of this 3057-nucleotide messenger RNA. RefSeq names its product inhibitor of nuclear factor kappa B kinase subunit beta (gene ikbkb). Gene Ontology annotation, molecular function: ATP binding; IkappaB kinase activity; protein binding. Gene Ontology annotation, biological process: peptidyl-serine phosphorylation; positive regulation of transcription by RNA polymerase II; tumor necrosis factor-mediated signaling pathway. Gene Ontology annotation, cellular component: IkappaB kinase complex; cytoplasm. Lineage: Eukaryota; Metazoa; Chordata; Actinopteri; Pleuronectiformes; Cynoglossidae. The transcript is spliced from 21 exons. The record is from RefSeq and is a predicted model, not a curated record. Bases 1 to 2232 code for a protein of 743 amino acids.
AUGAAGCCAGUUCAUCUGCAGCAGCCACUGAUCUGCGGGCCCUGGGAGCAGAAGGAGCGACUGGGCACUGGCGGUUUUGGAAAUGUCACAAGAUGGCAGAAUAAGGACACGGAGGAACAAAUUGCCAUUAAGCAGUGCCGUCAGGAGCUGAGUGAGAGAAACAAAGAGAGAUGGUGUCUGGAGAUCCAAAUCAUGAGGAGGCUGAAUCAUGUCAACGUUGUGGCACCCAGGGACGUUCCUGAAGGGAUGCAGAAGCUGGUGGCCACAAAUGACUUGCCACUGUUGGCUAUGGAGUACUGCCAGGGAGGAGACCUGAGGAAGUAUCUGAACGUCUUGGAGAACUGCUGUGGAAUGAGGGAGGGCUGUUUUUUGAUUCUGUUACGUGACAUCGCUUCAGCUCUCACCUACCUCCACAAGAAGAGGAUCAUCCACAGGGAUUUGAAGCCGGAAAACAUUGUCAUCCAGCAGGGAGAGAAGAGAUUAAUCCACAAGAUCAUCGAUCUAGGCUACGUGAAAGAGCUGGACCAGAGCAGCCUCUGCACGUCAUUUGUGGGAACGCUGCAGUACAUAGCUCCGGAGCUGAUUGAGAGGCAGCGUUACACGGUCACUGUAGACUACUGGAGCUUUGGCACGCUGGUCUUUGAAUGCAUCAUUGGAUUUCGCCCCUUUUUACCAACCUGGCAGCUUGUACCCUGGCACAACAAAGUGAAGCUGAAGCAGGACGACGAUAUCGUUGUCUACGAGGAUCUCACAGGAGAGGUCCGCUUCUCCAAACAUCUACCGCAGCCCAACCAACUCAACAGUCUGCUGUUGGAGAAAAUGGAGAAGUGGCUGCAGCUGAUGUUAAAGUGGUCUCCUCAGGAGAGAGGCAAAGACCGUGACGGCAGCCCCGGCGAAUGCUUCACCAAGUUGGAUGACAUUCUGAAGAUGAAGCUGGUUCACGUCCUAAACAUGAUGUCCACAAAGGUCCUGACCUACUCUGUCUCCAAUGAGGAAACUGUGGCUGACCUGCAGCUGAGAAUAGAGAAAGACACCAGCAUUCCCGCAGCCAAUCAGGAGCUGCUGCUGGAAGCGGGACUAGUCCUGGAGCCUCAGGGACUGGCCACACAGUGUGCCGUGGAUUACGCAGAAAUAGAUGGGAGACGGACAGACUUGCCGCUGGUCUUCCUGUUUGAUCGCUCCUCCUGCAGUUAUGAGCCCCAGUUUGCGCCGCGCAACCUCCCAGAAAAUAUCCGUUUUGUCCAAACUGAUCCUAAACACGUCCUGCCUUACAGCCCUCUGAGGAGGACGUGCGGCCAGGCGUGGCACACGAUCCGCUCCUUGAAGGAAGACUGGCAAAGACUGCAGCAGGGGCAGAAAGCCGCCAUCAUGAGUCUGCUGAGACACAACUCUUCACUGUCCCGCCAGAAGAUCGAGAUGGUGUCCAUGUACCAGAGGCUCAUGGCCAAACUGGACUUCUUCACCACCAGUCUUCACAUAGACAUGGACAAAUACCAGGAGCAGACAUCAACGGGCAUCGCAUCAGAGAAACUCCUGAGUGUUUGGAGAGAGAUGAAACAAACUGCCAUCAGCUGCGGUCAGGCCAACGUGAGUGAACUGGAGGAAGAGAUGAUGCAGCUGCAGCCUGACAUAGUGGAUGUCCAGAGGCAGCCAUGGAGGAGUGGAGAGGCUCUGGACACGCUAGAAGGGAAGGCCAUGGAGCUGUUCCGCAAACUCAGAGAGAAGCCCAAAGACCAGAGAUGUUCAGGAGACGGUCAGGAGGUGGUGCGGCUGGUGGUUCAGGCUGUGCAGUUUUACGAGAAAAAGCUGCGGGAUUUCUACACACACCUCAGUAAAACGGCUGUGUGUCGUCAGCGUGUGAUGGAGCUGCUGCCGCGGGUGGAGGGUGUGGUCCAGAAGAUGGCGGAGAGCGAACAGGUUCUGAUGAGUCUGCAGGAGAAACGUCAGAGGGAGCUGUGGAACCUGCUCAAAGUGGCCUGUAGUAAAGUUCGCAGCCCAGUGAGUGGAAGUCCUGACGGACUACGAACCCCUUCUUCUGUACCCACUCUUCUGACCCCCAGACAAAGUUUACAGCAGCUCGAUGAGUCACUGGUGGAGCAGAGCAGGACGUUUGAGAGUCGACUCCAGAGUUUACUUCACGACACCAUCCAGGAAUCGGAAGAUAAUAUGGAGAUGUUAAGGGAGUGGACGUGGCUGCACGGAAGCCAGAGCUUCUCCAGUGACCUCUCCUGAACCGCCGCUCACUGCCAGGUUCACGUGUGAUGAUACUGUACUGCCUCCCUGUGGUCGAGGUGUCCCACUGCAUGCAGAUGAACUCUGCUUCUACACAGUAAUGGGUUUUAGCGGUACGUUUUUUUUUUUGCCCAAAUUCCUUGAGAUUUGAGCAAAGAUGAUGUCAGCUCCUCCCCUGAUAGUCUAUACAUCAGAGCCAAGGUCCCAAACUGUUGACCCUCGUGCUGUGAGGUAACCGUGCAAAUCCCUAUGACACCUGGCUGCCAUUAUUGCUUGAAAAUCCAUAUAUAUAUAUAUUUUCUUUCUUUCUGUAGAAGGUCAAACAUAUCCUAAAACAUUUAUUCCGUGCAAUUUACUUUGAGAGAACUUUAAAAAGUUUUUAAAAAUGUUGUCAAAACAUUAACCUGUGCUCAGCGAUAUUCCCAAAAAGGUUUUUUAUAUAGUGUGAUAGUUCAUCAUAAAUUAUAUUUUACAAACCAUUAAAACCAUGUGAAACUGUAAGAAAUUAACUAAAUAAUAAUAACCCGUUACAACAGAACCUUUAUUUCAGUUUAAGUAGAGGUGAUAUUUUUUAAUUGUAAAAAUCAUGUUGAAAAUCUAUUUACCUGCUUGAAUAUUGACAUGCAUCGUUGUGAAACUGUGAAAACACAUUUUUAAAUCAGCUGCAUAUUUGACUUGACAUGCAUUAUGAUGCAGGAGCACAGUGUUUGGGAUGUUACAUUAUCAUGUAUGUGAUAUUAUGAUUUUUUUUUUUCUGACAUGCGCUAGAAGAUUCUUUAUUUUUGUUUCUUGAAUCCUAAAAUAAAGAGUGAAUUGUAAAUGCCA